Brienomyrus brachyistius is the source of this 4992-nucleotide messenger RNA. RefSeq names its product collagen, type XXVIII, alpha 2a (gene col28a2a). Gene Ontology annotation, molecular function: serine-type endopeptidase inhibitor activity. Bases 157 to 3843 code for a protein of 1228 amino acids. Lineage: Eukaryota; Metazoa; Chordata; Actinopteri; Osteoglossiformes; Mormyridae. The transcript is spliced from 36 exons. The record is from RefSeq and is a predicted model, not a curated record.
CACUGCCUGGGGAUGGACGGCGCACACGUGGGCAGGUAGCUACAGCGCAUCACCUCUUUGCUCUCACAUUACCUGCCACGCACCCUUCCCUUCGCACUCACCCUGAGGAGAUCCAUACCUGGCACACUCCAGAGGGCUAUCCGAGGAAGAGCAGCCAUGGGCUCCUCUUUGGUCUGUCUCCUCUUGCUGACAGGACUUCAAAGCAUCUGGGCUCAGGACUUCUAUGAGGAGAAAGUAGCAGGAAGGAAAUUUAAGAACAGGCCACUGACCAGCAAUACCAUACAAAAGCACGAUGGACAAGCCAUUUUAGAUGAAGACUGCAGCCUGGAGCUGACUUUCCUGCUGGACAGCUCCGAGAACGCCAAGGGUUACCAUGAGCAGGAGAAGAGGUUCGCCAUGGACGUGGUGGACCGCCUUCCGGGCGUCCGGCUCAAGACUGGGCGUAGCCUAAGCUGGAGGGUGUCCUUGCUACAGUACAGCAGUCAUGUGAUCAUCGAGCAGACCUUCAAGCAGUGGCGGGGCACGGAGAACUUCAAGGCCAACAUCAUGCCCAUCGCCUACAUUGGCCACGGUACCUACACCACCUACGCCAUCACCAACAUGACCCAGAUCUACCUGGAGGAGUCGAACCUGGGCGGAGUCAGGGUGGCUGUGCUGAUGACGGACGGCGUGACCCAUCCCAGGAACCCUGACAUUUUCUCGGCCACCGCCGACGUCAAGAACCAGGGCAUACGCCUAUUCACCGUGGGCAUCACGCCCACAGCCAACGAGCCCACUAACCUUGCCAAGCUGCGCCUGCUGGCCAGCUCCCCGGCAACCAGCUUCGUCCACAACCUGCAGGAUGCUGGCAUCGUGGAGAAGGUCAUCAAGGAAAUUGCAGAGGUCGCUGACGAAGGGUGUCCUCUGGCCCAGAGAUGUUCCUGUGAAAAGGGAGAAAGGGGACCAAGCGGCCCAGCUGGAAAGAAGGGUCGCCCGGGAGACGACGGCACUCCGGGUCCGAAAGGACAUAAGGGAGAAAGUGGAUUGAGCGGACUUCCGGGCCGAGAAGGGUCACCGGGUAUACCUGGCUACAAAGGAGAUAAGGGUGAGAGAGGAGAAUGUGGGAUUCCAGGAAUUAAGGGAGACAGGGGCCCGGAAGGUUCUGUCGGAAUAAGAGGAGCCAGAGGAUUACAGGGAGUCCAGGGGCCACCGGGUGACCUUGGAAUGGAGGGCCCCCAGGGAAUGAAAGGAGAACGCGGCCCGGUUGGCCUUCCUGGAAUCCAAGGGGAAAUGGGAAUCGGUCUUCCCGGGUCAAAGGGCGAUGUUGGACACCAGGGGCGGCCCGGGCCUCCGGGACUCCCAGGAGUGGGUGAACCCGGCCCACCUGGGCCUCAAGGGCCACAGGGCAUUCAAGGGGAAAAGGGACCUCUAGGGGAGGGACUCCCCGGAGCAAAGGGUGACCGGGGAGUGGAGGGACCAAAGGGACCCAGAGGACAGUCUGGAAUGGGAAUCAAAGGAGAAAAGGGAGAAUUUGGGCCACCAGGUUUUCCAGGACCAACUGGUCUUCCUGGGUUGGGCAUUCAGGGGGAGAAGGGUGUGGAAGGUCCCCGUGGGCCACCAGGGGGCAGAGGACCACCAGGAGAGGGCUUCCCAGGAACCAAGGGAGAUCAGGGUUUACCAGGAGAAACUGGUUCCCCAGGGGAAAGAGGAGCAGGAGAACCUGGACCAAAGGGAGAACCGGGAUCAACAGGUCUGGCUGGCGUUCCAGGUAUUCCAGGAGAAGACGGCGCCCCUGGACAAAAGGGAGAGCCAGGUGUACCUGGGCUGCGGGGACCCGAGGGGGGUCCUGGGAUUGGCAUCCAGGGCGAGAAGGGGGACCAGGGCCAAAGAGGGGUCCGUGGAUUGCCAGGACCUCCAGGAAUCUCCGGGCAUUCGGGAGCUAAGGGGGAGCCCGGUGUCCCGGGCAGACUGGGUUUGCCGGGGCCUCCAGGACGUGCCAUUUCAGGACCUAAGGGCGACGCUGGUCCAGCUGGCCCAACUGGGCCGAUAGGAGAGACAGGCUACGGACUCCCUGGUCCUAAGGGCGACCGUGGGAGUCCUGGUCCACCUGGUCCAUAUGGGCCCAAAGGCGAAGGCUUCCCAGGUCCCAUAGGUUCACCAGGCCUUCCAGGUCUUACAGGAGAGCAAGGACCAGAAGGAAUAGGACUUCCAGGUCCGAAGGGAGACAUUGGCUUCCGGGGCCCUCCAGGGCCACCCGGUCCCCCAGGAGAAGGGCUACCAGGCCCGGCGGGUAUUAUGGGAAGGCAAGGAUCUCCCGGACCAUUGGGACCACCAGGGGAGGGUCUGCAGGGACCCAAGGGUGAACAGGGGUCUCAGGGUAUGACAGGACCCAGGGGACCUUCAGGAGAAGGACUUCCAGGGGUCAAGGGUGACCGUGGCUUGCAGGGAGAAAGAGGACUAAAGGGUGUAAAAGGUGAUCUUGGAGACCCUGGAGUACCUGGUGCACCAGGAAACCCUGGAGUGAAAGGAGAGACCGGGCUCACGAGAGAAGACAUCAUUAAGAUGAUAAAAGAGAUCUGCGGUUGUGGCAUUAGAUGCAAAGAGAGGCCAAUGGAGCUGGUAUUCGUCAUCGACAGCUCAGAGAGCGUGGGACCAGAGAACUUCGAGAUCGUCAAAGACUUCGUCACGGCCCUGGUGGAUCGCGUCACUGUGGGUCGCAACGCCACCCGGAUCGGACUGGUGCUGUACAGCCUGGACAUUCACCUGGAGUUCAACCUGGCUCGCUACAUGACCAAGCAGGAUGUUAAACAAGCCAUCAGGAAGAUGCCUUACAUGGGCGAGGGCACGUACACGGGCACCGCCAUCCGCAGGGCCACGCAGGAAGCCUUCUACAGCGCCCGCACCGGCGUCAGGAAGGUGGCCAUCGUCAUCACAGAUGGACAGACGGACAAGCGGGAGCCAGUCAAGCUGGACAUCGCUGUGAGAGAAGCCCACGCUGCCAACAUUGAGAUGUACGCGCUGGGGAUUGUCAACAGCACCGACCCCACGCAGACGGAAUUCUUACGAGAACUCAACCUGAUCGCCUCCGACCCCGACAGCGAGCACAUGUACCUUAUUGAUGACUUCAACACCCUGCCAGCUCUGGAGUCAAAGCUUGUCAGCCAGUUCUGCGAGGAUGAAAAUGGUGCUCUGGUCUAUAACCGUGUCAUGAACGGCUAUGGAAACGGCCUCUAUGGCAACAAUGGCUACGGCAACAAUGGCUACGGUAACAAUGGCUAUGGCAACAAUGGCUUUGGCAACAAUGGCUAUGGCAUCCACCACCACGGGAGCAAUAAAAAUGUGAACAAUGGACAUACGAAUCCCUUCAAGCACCAAGUCCAAGGAGGGGGACUAACCCAGAACCAUGAGAGGGGAGACAAUCCAUCGUCCGUCAGACCCAACCUGUCCAGUGUUCAGGUUGAAGAGAGAAAGGUAACAGAUACAGACACGUUAGCAAGGGGAGCCGGCGGUGUGACUGUGUUGGAUACGCCAGUAGAACGUCCUUCACUUGGCAUUCCCAUCAGGAAAACCUCAGUGGCCAGCGGUGAAGGUUCAUCAUCAGCGUCAUCUUCAUCCUCUACCUCAAUCCAGUUCAGACCUGCGCCACCACCAGUCCGUCCUCAAGAACCAGCCCCUCUAGACCCCCGCUGCAGCCUGACUCUAGACCAGGGUGCCUGCCGCGAAUAUGUCAUCAGCUGGUACUACGACAAGCAGGCUAAUGCCUGUGCUCAGUUCUGGUACGGAGGCUGCGGCGGGAACGGCAAUCGCUUUGACACCGAAACCGAGUGCAAGAGCACGUGUGUACAGUUCAGAACAGGAAGUUAAAAUAAUGUUGAGGAAGAAGCGUUCUUCGUAUCUCUGGAUCUGAAGCGAUUAAUAAAGAAGACGUGACACAUCAUUGUUUCAGCACCGCAAGAUGUAUUAUUUAGCGUAUUACUCGAAGAGCUGUACAAGAAAAAAAGACGCUUCGUAGAACAUUCGUGCCACGUUAAAUUAAAGUGUUCUUUAAUUUGUACAUCUGUGUAUGACAAACAAAUUGCUAGAUUGAUUUAUUUGCCUUCAAGAAAAUAGGCAAUUCUCAGGGUAUAUUUUCAUGGAAGAAAUGUUUAAUAUGUUAAGCAUACUUUUGAUAAGGCUUAAAUUGAGGGUCAACAGUUCAGGUGUGUCACAUUCUAAUUAUACAGUAACAUGUUAAUUACACUAAUUACUGAUAUAGCUGACAGUAGGGAGAUCCGUUCAGAAGAAUGCAGUUUAUCGCAAUUUACUCUAAAAUUACAUUUCUGUUAUAGCAAAACAGAUAAUUCAGUUUAAUACCGAAUUGACGUAUAAACAUAAUACAACUAUAUGGACACAUGUUUAAGGGUGUGUACGCAUAAAAUAUGCUCAGUUAAAAUUUUUUUCUUUGUAUCAUUAAACAAGAGCCAGGCAGACUCCUGCGUACCGUCUCCUGAAUCAGAUUUAGUUGACGUAAUUUACAAGUUUUUUACAUGCUGAAUAUUUUUGUGCUUAACACAAGAUUAGUCUUGUUGUUUUCCAAGGAGAAUUGCAUUUCCAUUCUAGUUUACCGUUCAAUUUUGAUUAUAUGAGAUAUAACAGUGUGACCGUGUUGUAUCCAAGACGCCACAGUUAAGAUAACGUGCAGUUAUUUAUAUUCAAUACUCUUUGUUGCCUGAUAAGGGUAAUAUUGUAUAGCAAAUUGUGCUAUGAAUCGAUAUGAAGCUUUUUAAAAUGUGUCUGAAAAGCACAUUUUUAAUAUGCCAAAGUAGUGAAAAAAUGGUGUAGAUAUUGCCUUUCACAUGUUCGUCAUUUGGUACCAGAUUAACCACUAAAUUUGAUGUCUUCAUAAUCUUUCCGACAAGUGUUUUCUAUCCAUUUUUUAAUGAACGCAAUAUGCUAAAACAAAUGUUAAUUUUGUAUUUGUAAACGUGAUAAUGUUUAUAGUUUGAAUUUUUUAAUAAAUAAGAAUACUGACAA